This is a messenger RNA of Agrilus planipennis (emerald ash borer), 4404 nucleotides long. RefSeq names its product centrosomal protein of 97 kDa (gene Cep97). The transcript is spliced from 15 exons. The record is from RefSeq and is a predicted model, not a curated record. Bases 72 to 2534 code for a protein of 820 amino acids. NCBI's taxonomy places the organism in Eukaryota, Metazoa, Arthropoda, Insecta, Coleoptera, Buprestidae. Gene Ontology annotation, molecular function: protein binding.
UAUCGGCAUAGCUUCCUUUCAUUGCUUGAGCAAUUAAAUACGUCGCUUUUAUAAGAAAUAGCUUUAUUAAAAUGACUAACCUUGUUUUUGUAGAAGUGUUAGAUACUUUAGAUUUAUCAAAUAAAAAGCUGAAAAAACUCAGCAAACCUUCCACUAGUGAAGCACAAGUUAGUACGUUAAUCCUCGAUAAUAAUGAACUUCAAAGGUUGGAUAAUUUAGACUCUUUUACAAAAGUCCAAAAUUUAUCAGCUGUUAAAAACCAGUUACUGCGUAUGUAUGGAGUUUGUCGUUUGCAUUGCUUACACACUUUAAAUUUAGCUCACAAUGGAAUUCUUACAAUUGAAGGUCUUAAAGAGUUGGUUAAUAUAAAACAUCUUUGCUUAGCAGGAAACAGCAUUAAGACAAUAGAACAUUUAAAUACGAAUGUAAACUUAGAGCAUCUUGAUCUCUCUGUAAAUAGCAUUACUCAUGUGUCAGACCUUUCCUUCUUAAAGAAUCUAAAGGAAUUAUACCUGCAUGGGAAUAAAAUAGGUCAUUUACAUCAGUGUGAUCGCUUCCUUCCAACUAGUUUAGUAACAUUAACAUUAGCUUCGAAUAACAUUGCAGAUCUUAAUGAAAUAUCUCAUCUUUCACAUUUAACGAAUUUAACAUCCAUCUCCAUUUCCAAUAAUCCCUGUGUCAAUUUUGUGGGUAGCAACAUAGGCUUUGACUACCGUCCAUUUUUAAUAAACUGGUGUAUGAAUGUACGCACAAUUGAUGGUUAUGCUGUAGAUGCCAUUGAAAGCCUUAGAGCAGAGUGGUUAUAUUCUCAAGGCCGGGGUAGACAUUUUAGAGUGGGCGAGCAGAAAGAAUUAAGUCAGUAUCUUGCAACUGUUUGUCCUUUGACAGGUGAGGCUCUAGAGACCGAAGAAGAUCGCAAGCUAAAACUGAUUCUUAGCAAAGCACAACAUCAUCAACAGCAGCUGAGAGAUCAGCAAACAAACAGUGAAAACUCUAGUCCGUCCCCUGCAACUAGGAAGAAGCUUCAGGGUAUAAAGAACUCUCCAAGAUUUCAAAAUUCUAGAUUGUCGAGUAUUUCAAAAUCUCCAGAUAGAAUGAGUUCAAGCUGCUAUUCCACCAGUAGUAAUUUGAUUAAUUCGCCGUUGAUGACGCAGAGUUUGGAUCCUACGAUGCUUAGUCAUACAAUUUCACAAAAAAAUAUGACCAGUGAUAGAAGUUGUCAGAGUAACGAAAAAUUGAAUGAAAAUACAGAAAAAUGUUUCGAGGAACUCACUAAUACUCCGUUACAAGCUCUUACUAAAUUAGUGCCGGUACCUGAAUCUCUUAUGAGUCCUGAUUAUCGACCAUCACCCUUAAUUAAUCGAAUAACUCAAUCACCGCCUGUAAAUAACAUAAAACCACAGUCAAAAGCCAUUCCGGUUACGAAAAGUCCUCGAAUGUCACGAGCUGCAGUUAACAGAACAAAGGGAUCGGAACUUAGGAAGGGUGUACAGACGAAGAAUCCAUUCCGGUUACGAAAAGUCCUCGAAUGUCACGAGCUGCAUAAUAACAAGACACCGCCAUCGUGUCUACGUAAGUCAAUAAGUAGCGAUGACGAGUCAGAAAUUUGUGUGUCUAAGCUGCAAACAAUCCAAAUGAAAGCCGAAGAAGCGAAGCGACUGCAACGAAAUCCGGAAGUGACAACUAAUAGUAGCAAUGAGGAUAAAGUUGAAAGGGCUGCCGUUAAAAUUCAAAAGGUCUGGCGUGGCUACUAUACUAGGAAUAAGGAUCAAAAAGUGAUAGACAUGCUAAAGGGUUUGCAAGCUCAAAGAGCGCAACAGUACAUUGAAAAGCUUACUACCGAUAUGGAAUCUACAAAGGCAGCGUUAGAAAGCGAACGUAAAAUUCAAAUGCUGCAAAUGCAGGCGAUAAAUGCAUUAUGGAAGAAAGUGUCAACGCUUCAGCAGUCUGAGAGCGGAGACAAUCAUCAAACACCAGAUGCUACGCUGAACAGUUCAGAAGUGGUCAGAGAUCUUGCUCAAACUUGCUGUAUGCUUCAGUCUCAGAUUCAACAACUCCAAGGUUCAAUGCAAGAUAUGAUCAAAUUUAUGUCCAUCUUGAGCCAGACAUCGGGGAUUCACCAACAAAUCAAAGAUGCAAUUGCCACCCAAACAGAAAUAAGUGCUGUCCAUACCCCUCAGGGAGAAGCAGCAAAAUUCUUUCCAUUUCAUAAACAAAGUCGACCAUCUUCACUGCCCCUUCCUGUCCACCAACGUGUCAAAAAUACUACCGUAUCUAAUACAAACACGGAACUGCAACAGUUUGCCGGAAGUCUAGUUGAAGACGUUAUAAAGGACGUCAGUGAGACCGCCACCCAAUGUGAGCAAAAUGGAGAGACAAACAAGGACCAGGAGUCAAAUUAUCCAAACAACGACGGUGAUGACGAUUAUAAGGAUGCAACAACAGAAGGCUCAAAAUUAUUUAACGAGAUCGUCCUGCGAAAGCAACUGUAUUUGAGAAGUAAAGGAAAAGUACUCUGCUCUAAAUAUGUAUGAAGAUUAUCAAAAUUUGUAACAAAAUUAAAAUAUGUUGACCGUCUUUGACAAAGUACUUUCUAAUAAUCCAAUAAUAAUAAUAAUAACUUUUAUUCAAAAACUAAUUAUUUAAAACGGUCGUAUUUUGAUAUAUAGUAAAUAGUCGCAAAUUUUAAUGAAAGUUAAGUAAAGUAUACCAGAUUUACAACUAACGAAUCGUAGGAAUUUCUUACUGAAUGAUAUUCUAUUAUUUUUUAAACCGUACAAAUUUAAUCUGUUUUAAUAAUAUGCUAUUCUCAAUAAGUUUAAAAAAAUGACAAUGAAGUUUAUUUACGAAACUGCGGAUAUUUUUGGUAUUUAAAAAAGUAGCCGGAAAUAAUUAUAUUUUUAAUACCUUUAAUAUGUUUUGAACAUUUCGAAUGAUUACAUUCGUUUGUCUCAUGACUGCAUAGGGUAUCUUCAAGAUAAUUAAGAAUAGACCAUUUAUUUACAUUUUUGAAUAAUGUGUAAGUAAACGCAUUUUUAAAAUGUCUGGUGUCUAUUCUAAUGCAAAAUUUUAAUUUUUUUGUAAUUAAAUGUGUUGUGUUUAUGUUCCACGAAAGAAAUUGCGAUUUAACCUUUAUUUCAUUCAUCGUAGUUUAUUUUUAUGGUAAUUGGAAGCUUCUUUAUGAAUGAAAACAUCAUUUAGAAAUACGUAUAUACGCAUGAGUGGCUACCAGUAAAUAAAAUGAUGAUAAGUUUUGUCAUAAAGAAUAACGAUUUUCUAACCAAUCUUACAUUUACGAGCAGCCAGUUAUUACCUUUUUUGAGCUUUUACACGAGAAUAAUAAAUACUUAGAACUUAUUAUCAUAAUACAGAAAGAAAAAACAAUCUCGUACAGUUGUUAUACCUACUUUAAUAUUUAUUAAAAAAAGACGUCAUGUUUACUCGUUGAGGCAGGCUAGAUCAGUACUUUCAGAAAUUAAUAAGUUGCUAAUUGAAAUUCUAGGAAAUUUGUAUGUUUUAUGCAACUAUAUUUACACCUUAGUGCAAUAUUGAAGGAAAGUAUUUAUAUCAAAUAGUUACAUAAUUUACUGCCUUAAUACAACUAAUAACGUGGUUUUGGAUUGUUCUGAAAUGUAUCUGCAGAACAAGAAUACGCUGUUAAUUAAUAUUGCAUUUAUUUUGUAUCUGCUGAAUGCUUUAUCAAGACGUUACUAUUAUUUUAAAAUUCUACAGUUUCAUAAAAGUGGUCUUAAACUUAAGUUGCUAUUAUCUUUCCAGUUUCAGUUAAACUUUCUUAUAAAUAACAAAUAAGAAUUAAAAAAUUAUUAAAACAUGAAAUAUUUCAAACACAGUUGUUUCGAAAAUAUUUUGAUAAGAAAUUACGUUUAUGAUGAAUACAUCGAGAUUUCUUCAGUGAAAUUAAUAAUAGGCGAAGCCUUGUUUAAAGGAUAUUUCUUUUUUACUACAUUAUAAUUUUUUCAAUAUAUAAAAUCGAGUCGAUACUUUGUACUGUGUAAAGAACCAGAAGUUACUUGUUUUCAAAAGUAGGUACAACCACUUUUCAUAGUUGUCUUUACAUUUUAACACAAUUUUUUGAUAAAAUAUGUAACAGAAAAUGUUUAUAUAUAGACAGCCACUAACCGAGCCAGAAGUUUUUUGUGCAAUGUUAAUAUAUAAUAAAAUAAGAUGUUCUGCCUUAAUCACCGCGAAAUUAAAAAGUGAAAAUGCUGAACGAAAUGCCUUUUUGCAGCGUUGUAUAAAUUGCAUAGGUAAUAAUAAGUAAUAAUAAUGGUAUUAUAAUAAAUGAUUACUGCUAAGGUCAUUUGUACAUAAGUCGCAGCCAUCCAUUUAUUUAUUGUAUGUUAUGCGCACUGCAUACUAUUAUUUCGUUUUUAAAAAAAAAUA